Molecule: messenger RNA, 772 nt
Organism: Nerophis ophidion (straightnose pipefish)
Lineage: Eukaryota; Metazoa; Chordata; Actinopteri; Syngnathiformes; Syngnathidae
Product: histone H2B 1/2-like
Exons: 1
Coding region: 235-609 (124 amino acids)
Cellular component (GO): nucleosome
Molecular function (GO): DNA binding; structural constituent of chromatin; protein heterodimerization activity
Source: RefSeq, a predicted model, not a curated record
UAUCUAAAAUGUAUCCGAUAUUUGCAUUCGUGACAUGCAAUUAUAUUUUUCAUUUCAACGCAAAAGUGCCGUACAACUAAUGUAUCGCGUGACGCUGGAGUCCCGGGCAGAUAGAGUUGUGCGGGAAAUGUGUCAGCCAAUCACAGAAAGGCGUUGGCACAGAGAUUUUUGCGUGAACCGUAUAUAAACGCGCUGGAUUGGGUGCCUAACAGUCAACUGCUGAUCGCAGCAAUCAUGCCUGAACCAGCAAAGUCAGCGCCCAAGAAGGGCUCAAAGAAAGCCGUCACCAAGGCGGCCGGCAAGGGAAAAGGAAAGAGGAGAAAGACAAGGAAGGAGAGUUAUGCCAUCUAUGUCUACAAGGUCCUGAAGCAGGUGCACCCUGACACCGGGAUUUCUUCCAAGGCCAUGAGCAUCAUGAACUCCUUCGUCAAUGACAUCUUUGAGCGCAUCGCUUCUGAGGCGUCUCGCCUGGCUCACUACAACAAGAGAUCCACCAUCUCCUCCAGAGAGAUCCAGACCGCUGUGCGCCUCCUGCUACCCGGUGAGCUGGCCAAGCAUGCUGUGUCAGAGGGCACCAAGGCUGUGACUAAGUACACCAGCUCCAAGUAACUUUGUAUGAUUAUAUCAACCCCCAACGGCUCUUUUAAGAGCCACCCACCUUCACUUGAGAGUCGGGACACUGAAUACUUCAUAACUCGUGGAAAUACAUUGCGCUAGAAAUAUUAUAAUAUUAAUUUAACAAAUUAUAAUUGGUGUAAAUUUCCAUCCAAUU